AUGCGGCCGGCGAAGCCUUUUAUCCAGUUCCACAAGAAGAAAACAGCCAUGAAGACAGAACAUUCGUCGUCUGUGAUGUCUUUGGGGUCUCCGAACAGCAGCGGGCGCUGGUCUCGUCCCGGCAGCGGCGGCGAAGAAGACGACGAACCGGACGCGUGGCGGGCGACGCUGCCGGUGCUGGAGGACAGCGCCGAGCCGGACGUGUCGGCGUCGACGUCGGCGUCGGCGGUCAGGGCCACCAGCCGCACGCGCAUUCCAAGCCUGCGCAAGCCGCGCAGCCGCACGCCCAGCGAGGACCGCACGCCCACCUCCUCCAAGGGCAUCACCGAGCUGGACCGCAAGGUCGAGCAGGCCGCCAGGGAGGCCCGCAGGCAGUGCCGAUGCGAGGACGAGGCCGGUGCAGCACCGGACGCCGACGGCAAAAACCCCAAAUGCGCCGACAAGCUCAAGGUCAGACGCCUGGGCGGAGGAAAGUACAACAUUGCUGGACGCAACGUCUACGUCAGACUGCUGAAGGGGAGGCACAUGAUGGUGCGCGUGGGCGGCGGGUGGGACACGCUGGAGCAUUUCCUGGAGCGGCACGACCCGUGCCAGGUGCGCGUGCUGGGCCGCGGCGACUCGUCGGCGGGCAACUCGCGCACCAACAGCCGCUCGAGCGGCAUCAACCGGCUCGGCCUGUCCAACAGCAGCAGACACUCGACGCCCGCCUCGCCCAGCGAAGGCUUCCUGCACAUCCGGGCCAAGUACCGCAGCCCUCCGCCGGCCAGAAGUUGAACUACGCAAUGGCUCCAGCUUUUUGCCACGAUUUGAUGCGAUUUCUUCUCGUUAAUCAGUGCUCGGCACUUAUUUUUGGUGAUUUUAAGGGCUAAAUUCGCUCUGAAUUUCAUUUUUAAAUUGUUUUCGAGUAAAGAAAGCAGCAGAAAUUCAGAAAUUUCUUUAAAUUUCAAAGGAAGAAACUCUUGGAUAUUUUUAUUCAGGUAAUUUUUUGUCAUUCUGAAUUAAAUCCCCAGCACUGAUUUAUUUAGGAGAAAAUUCGCAUCACAUCCGCUUUUGUUUUUGUUUAACUCAAUCUGUAACAUUCCGAAGGCUCUCUGUUCGUUGAAACUGACACAUAAUUUUUAUUUUUUUCCCUCUCUCUCGUCGCUUGGAAUGAUAACGAACGCGAGCUCUGUAUUUGCCAUUAAUUUAAACACAACACUCACCUGUUUGAUAAAAGCUAAGCGUAAUUUUAGUUCCUCUCUGAUCGCAGAUUUCUUUCCAUUCCUGUUACGAGACUAACUCUCGAGCGAGUUAAUUGUAUUUUGAAAAGAUUGCGUUAAUAUUUCGAGAGAAUAUUAAAUAAUCAAAUUGCAAUGUUAAUUAGGAGAUACGCGAGUUUAUGGAAAUCGUAUUUUACCAAGCAGUUCACUCAAAGUGGCAUCGCAGAUAAAGAUAAUUAUGUUUUUGCAUGUUGUUGAAAAUGCUAUUUUGAGCUGAAAAGUGUAUUCCGACAGGAUCAUUUACCAACCUGUAAAUACCAAUAAAAAUAAUUUAAAAACAAACUAAAUC
This is a messenger RNA of Cloeon dipterum, 1548 nucleotides long. RefSeq lists its product as uncharacterized. NCBI's taxonomy places the organism in Eukaryota, Metazoa, Arthropoda, Insecta, Ephemeroptera, Baetidae. Gene Ontology annotation, biological process: actin crosslink formation. The transcript has 4 exons. Gene Ontology annotation, molecular function: microtubule binding; actin filament binding; cytoskeletal adaptor activity. Gene Ontology annotation, cellular component: actin filament. Bases 1 to 774 code for a protein of 257 amino acids. The record is from RefSeq and is a predicted model, not a curated record.